AUGAAGAACUGGAUCGAAGACGAGUACGGCCUGGAAGAGAAGCCCUCGUACGAUAAGCUACGCCAGUAUGUUAAGGAGGCUUGGGAGGCACUGCCAGAUGACUACUUGAAGCAGCUACUGGCGUCGAUGCCAGACCGCUGCAAAGCACCCCCUAGCACCCCUGCGGGAACCUCAGUACCGGUGAAGAAGGACUCGGCAAGCAUGACCUCGUCAAGCUCAAUAACCUCGUCGAAUACGAUCGAGGACGAAGCCCUCGAUAUAUACCCAUACCUAACCAACACAACGCUGCUACAGCUACCGCGAAUGAUGACACACCUCGCAAAGAUGUAUACCAACGAGGACAAGUUUGGAAGCGAACGCGACGAUAUACUGGACUCGAAGAUCAAGAUCUUUGAAGCAUACUGCCAGAUCAUCGGUGCCCCACAACAACUGUACUACAAGAUGUACUCAGUCAUGCUGAAAGAUAGAGCUAAGCAGUUCCACUUCGACCGCUUGAUCUAGGAGAACCUCAUCUUCGACGAGAUGGUCAACUGAACUAGAGCAUUCUUCUACUUUGUUGAAGAUCGCCAGAUAUAUCUCCAAGAGUGGCGAUCAACGACCCUUGCCCGCACCAUGAAAGAAAACACCGACAAAGACCUAUCACAACGCUCUGACACCCUGGUAAAUAAGGUGCAGAAGAUCUUCAAAGGGCUCGCAGGCAGAACGCUGGCAGGAAUGUACAGAACAGAUAAGGAUCUAGCCGAGCAGGGUCGACCGACGGCAUAAAGAAGGCUGAUCAAGCAGCAAAGGAAGCUUCCGAGGGAGCUCUUGAGCAAACAGUGGACCACGUGGCCGAGACGGCGGACAGCGCAGAGAAUUUAACAACGAAGGCAAGAAAUGCUUUGUAUGUAGAAAAUGUAAGAGAAGGCAGGUACGCCUGAUCAAGGUGGUCACGAUGGAGGGAACAAGAGGGCAAGCAAUGACUGGCAUUGG
Molecule: messenger RNA, 972 nt
Organism: Lasiosphaeria miniovina
Lineage: Eukaryota; Fungi; Ascomycota; Sordariomycetes; Sordariales; Lasiosphaeriaceae
Exons: 2
Coding region: 1-501 (166 amino acids)
Source: RefSeq, a predicted model, not a curated record